UGGAGCUGGUUUCAAGAGGAAAAGCAGGAAAUGUGACAGUGUUGGGAGUUUUUUUUCCACACGUCCAUAAACAACACAAACGCCUGAGUUGAGCCACCAGUCCACGAGCACCUCUGAGCUGAGGCUGACACGCGUGAAGAGAGAGGGAGAAAGAGGGGAGGAGAGACGAACAGGAAAGAAGGUCUGUAAAAAGACAGGAAAAUCCAUUAGUGAAUGUAAAAAGAGACAAGCAAAGGGAGAAAGAAGAGAGGUCCUGAUUUUUGGUCCUCUGAUGACACUAUGAGCAAAGUCAUGGCUGUGAAUGAUACGAAUCUCUUUAUGGAAAUUGCUCAGUCUUUUGAUGCUGUCCCCCUGAUCAUAGCUUUCAGCGUUUCAGUGGCAGUGGGCCUACUUUUGGGGUCCCUGGUCUACGUGAUCCUGACUUGGUUUUCCAGGCGCAGAGCAGGCUCUGCCCGCAUCACUAGCUGCCCGCCUCCUCGCCAGACUCGUACCUCCCGUCGAAACCACCCGGGCUUCAACCGCAGCAGUAGCAACCACGACCGGAGGAGCAACAACAGCCUUGUCAGUGCCGCUUUCACCUUCCAUCGUCAGACUUCCACCCCGGAUCCUCUCGACACUCUGGGGCACAAGUCCAGCUUCAGGGGGUCUACCUUCCACCCUCUCAUCCACUGUAGCCAGAUAGCCAGGGAGGCGGAGGAAGGCAGCCAGACAUCACUACCUCGCACACCCAGGUUGGCCACCUCCACCGGAUCGGUCCACUCGGUGGCCACCCCGACGAGACCCCAUUCAUUUUGGGGGGACAAUGUGAGGGGGUUCCAGGCUACACAAACCCCUCCUCCCGCUUAUGAGAGCAUUAUCAGGGCCUAUCAAGAAACAAAUACAUAGGAGAAAAUCCCACAUUGCUCUCCUGAACUUUGUAAAUAUAUUUCUAAAACUGUAUUUGAUUUAUAUGACCACACACCAAAACAUGGGAGGGACUAUUCAUAUAAUGUUUUUAAUUUUGCUUUUAUAAAAUGAUUGCCUAAAACAGUGAUCCAUUUGACUAUGAUAAAUACUGGCAAUGCUGCUUAGGGUUUAAUGCUGAUCAUAGCAAAUAUGAAUGACCUCUUACAAAAACAUGUCUAACACAUGUUAUUCAGAUUGCUAUUUACCCCUCUAUAGGACACUUAUUCAACUGGCUGCUAUUGAUGGCACCAAAUGUCAAUGAUACUGAAUUAUCAUUAUUUACUGCCAACCUCCCAGUUUGAAUGAAUUAGACGUCUAUCCCUGUCAAUGGCAAGUAAUGAGUUAAAUACUAUAACCAGAGCAUUUCUGUAUAUUUAUUUUAACUUAUUCAUAAGAAAAUUGUAUGAAAAUAGAAUUUAAAAUCACAAAAAAUGAACACAAUAACCCGUCUCCCUCCACUGGCUAACCUCGAACCUACAGGCAACAAUAAGUCCGCAAUUUAUUUGCAUAAUUAAUCAGCCAGAGACAAUUUUUUUUUUUAAGUAGGUCUCCGAGGAUCAAGGCGAAUACAUAAAUCGAAUAUACCUACCUUAUAUAUACCACAUUUUGGGUCAUGUAGGCCAUGUUUGAAUACAAAAUGCUAAUACUGCAUAAAUGGACGUCUGGUCUUUAUAGGGAUCACGUUUAUUUGUAAUUACUAAAAAUAGUCACUUGCCUUGUAAGGGGUUAAUGAACAAUUUUCCACUUUUGAUCAAUAAACUAUGUUUGUAACAAAGCCCUUUAGAGUAACUGAAAUUUCAAUGAGGUGCUCAUAAUAUUACGUGUAUUAUGUGACUGUGUUUAUACGUUUAAGUUAAUGUAAUAAAUGUAUGCAUCAAAUGUAUGAAAACCAAGUUGUCCAUUUAUUGGCCGAUUAUUAUCAUCUACACAAACCUUGUCUGGAAUAUUUAAUUGUAUCAGCACAUCAUUAAACAUGACAUGACAUGGACCAACACAACAGAAGGCAUACAUCACUUUUACAUAAUACAUGGGGGAAUUAGGGCCACCAGCCAAUUAACAUGUGCCGAUUACCGAUUUCAAGGUAUA
Messenger RNA from Corythoichthys intestinalis (scribbled pipefish), 2031 nucleotides. RefSeq names its product myc target 1a (gene myct1a). Gene Ontology annotation, cellular component: nucleoplasm. The transcript is spliced from 2 exons. NCBI's taxonomy places the organism in Eukaryota, Metazoa, Chordata, Actinopteri, Syngnathiformes, Syngnathidae. The coding region runs from base 280 to 885 and encodes 201 amino acids. The record is from RefSeq and is a predicted model, not a curated record.